AUGCAGGCAGCAUCAUCUCUCUCUGCUUUUCCGCAUCAGGCGAAAUCCACUCCAGACUCCAGCACAGAAGGGUGUGGAGCAUGUGGUCCUGGCUUCGCCUCACCUCUGGAUGCGAUGAAAGGUCCCCGGGAGGAGAUUUUGUACGUGCCCUGCAUCUACAGGAAUACUGGGAGAAAGAAACCUGACUUUCUGGCCACUCUGGAUGUCAACCCCAGAUCUCCACAGUAUUGCCAGGUGAUCCACCGCUUGCCCAUGCCCAACCUGGGGGAUGAGCUGCACCACUCGGGGUGGAACGCCUGCAGCAGCUGCUUCGGGGACACCACCAAGAAGCGGAACCGCUUGAUCCUCCCCAGCUUAAUCUCCACCCGCAUCUAUGUGGUGGAUGUGGGAACCGACCCGCGAGCUCCCAGGCUUUUCAAGGUUAUCAACCCAGAGGAUGUCUUCUGGAAGUGUAACCUGGGCUACCCCCACACCUCCCACUGCCUGGGCAGUGGUGAAGUCAUGAUCAGCACCCUGGGAGACCCAGCUGGCAACGGGAAAGGUGGCUUUAUUCUGCUGGACGCAGAGACCUUUGAGAUCAAGGGGAACUGGGAGAAAGGGGACAACGUCCCCCCGAUGGGUUAUGACUUCUGGUACCAGCCACGCCAUAACGUCCUGAUCAGCACUGAAUGGGGAAUCCCAAAAUGCCUGGGAUACGGGUUUAACCCCAAUGAUCUGAAGAAAGGGCGCUAUGGCCGCCGCCUCAACGUGUGGGACUGGACCACUCACACCUACAUCCAGGCCAUCGACGUGGGCGAGGAUGCGGCUCCCCUGGAGAUCCGCUUCCUCCACACCCCCGACGCUGCCGAGGGCUUCGUGGGCUGCACCAUCAGCAGCGCCAUCCACCGCUUCUACAAGACCGAGCGAGGAGACUGGGCAGCCGAGAAGGUGAUCCAAGUCCCCAGCAAGAAGGUGGAGGGAUGGCUCCUCCCGGACAUGCCAGGCUUCAUCACCGACAUCCUCAUCUCGCUGGACGACAGGUUCCUGUAUUUCAGCAACUGGCUGCACGGAGACAUCCGCCAGUACGACAUCUCCAACACCUGCAAGCCCAAGCUGGUGGGGCAGGUCUUUGUGGGUGGCAGCAUCACCAAGGGGGGACCUGUGACCGUGUGCAGGGAUGAAGAGCUGCAGAGCCAGCCAGACCCGUUUGUCAUCAAGGGGAAGAAGGUGGCGGGAGGACCCCAGAUGAUCCAGCUGGAUGGGAAGAGGUUGUACGUCACCACGUCCCUCUACAGCGCCUGGGACAAGCAGUUCUACCCCGACCUCAUCAGGGAAGGCUCCGUCAUGCUGCAGCUGGAUGUGGACACGGAGCAGGGUGGGCUGUCGGUCAACGAGAACUUCCUGGUGGAUUUCGGGAAGGAACCGGACGGGCCCUGCCUGGCCCACGAGAUCCGCUACCCCGGCGGGGACUGCACCUCCGAUAUCUGGGUUUAG
Antrostomus carolinensis (chuck-will's-widow) is the source of this 1473-nucleotide messenger RNA. Its product is annotated as methanethiol oxidase-like. Lineage: Eukaryota; Metazoa; Chordata; Aves; Caprimulgiformes; Caprimulgidae. The record is from RefSeq and is a predicted model, not a curated record. Gene Ontology annotation, molecular function: selenium binding.